Diaporthe citri is the source of this 2076-nucleotide messenger RNA. RefSeq lists its product as uncharacterized. Gene Ontology annotation, cellular component: nucleus. The record is from RefSeq and is a predicted model, not a curated record. Bases 1 to 2076 code for a protein of 691 amino acids. The transcript has a single exon. Lineage: Eukaryota; Fungi; Ascomycota; Sordariomycetes; Diaporthales; Diaporthaceae. Gene Ontology annotation, biological process: regulation of transcription by RNA polymerase II.
AUGAUGUGGUUAGCCCCAAACAGUUCAACAUAUAAUAACAGUCUCUCCUCGCAUCAACGACAGCGAUACUACACACAGCAAAACCCACGGCUGUCCGCCUUUCUUCCCAACACCACCGCCACCUCUUCAGACCCGAUUCUUGAUAUCGACUCCGAGACCCAGUCGCAAAGCGCCUCUUCGUCGCCUCAGUCGAUCUCUCAGUUCCCGCUGUCGGCUUUCGAUAGCGUGCCCGCCGCAAGCGUCCCGCGAACACCUCAGGGUGACCUGUUCAGAUUCUCGGCACCCUCCACCCAGGCCCAGGCCCAGGCACAGGCUUUGCCUUCCGUCAACAUGAUGUACGCAGAUUCCUGGCUGGGCGAUAACAGCCAGUUCCCAGCAAAGAACAGCCACAGGAACAUGCACCAGCGCGAGUCCUCGCUCUCGUCGCUCGGGUCCCUUGGGCCGGCCUCGCCUUUCUCGUUCAACUCGACAAAUCCACAGAUCGCCAUCAACGAGUCUGGCGAAUCCUACCACGGCCUGCCCAUGGCCGAUGAUCAGACCUACCACCUCGCCGCCAAGGCACCAAAUCCAACCACCCACGACACCUUCUACACAAAUAUGCCCUACUCGUCUGAUUCUACGUCGGUUCACAAUUACGCAAACAUGCUCGCACCACAACGGCAGCGAGGUGACCGCAGCGGCCUCCUGCCUCCUCCAGAUUUCCCUAGCGGCGGCUCGACCAACUCACGUCCCGUGUCAGUGGCGAGUUCUGUCGCAAGUGACUCACCAGUCACACCGGCUGCCCCGGAGCCAGAAGAAGACAGGAGGCGAAAACCUGGUGAGGACUAUAUCCUGGCCGACUUCCUGAAUGAUGUCGACGAGAACACAGGCUUACCUUUCUUUAAUCAAACAGCCAUCCAUACUGUCCCCAAGUUGGACCGUACCAUGACCGAUAUCUACAGCGACGAGUUGUACAACCCUAACUUCUCAAUCACUUCUAUGUCGCCAUCUCAGCCCAGCCAAACCACAAUGUCGCCAAAUCAUGAGGUAUUCGCGCAGCGGCUGCAGGCCGCCAACAGCCAACAUCUCAGCGCAACACAUUCCCCGAUCUCAAUAUCAAGAGGCCGCUCGCCUUUCCGCCAGGGUUCCCCCUUGGCACCCGCACCCGCUCAGGACUUCCCUAAUCAGACUCCCAACAUGCGCUUCAACACUGCUCAGCACAUGAGGGAGAAGAGAAAGGCGGAGCAGGAUGCGGCUCAGGCCUUGCGCCAGGCUAUGGCCCAGCCCAGCACCAGCACCGGCACGCCACAGACCAUUUCGCCCAAGGAUGCAGUCUUGGAGUUCAACGAUGGGGAUAACAACAACAACUUCCCGUUGUUCUCGUCUCAAGACUCGACUGGAUUCGAUGCGAACCAGAUGUCGAAGGCCACCCCUCAAAGCAACAAUUUCGGCGCUUUGUCGCUCGACACCUCGUUUGACAACUACCUGACGUCUCAGCUGUCCUCAGGAGGAAUGCAGCUACCACAGCAGUAUCCAUUCGUCGCAAAGCACAGGCAACAGAGCAGCUUGCCGUCUGUCAGCAACGGGUCUUACUCGGUAUCCUCUCGGCUUAGCUCGAGCACAUCUGCAUCACCUGUGUCGACGGCACUGGGCAGCCCCCAGAGGCCGGACGCAGUUGGCGCGGAUGGCGGCACAUACACAUGCACGUACCAUGGUUGCACGAUGAGAUUUGAGUCGCCAACCUUGCUUCAGAAGCACAAGCGUGAGGGGCACCGCCAAGCUCAUGGCCUGAACGGUCUGCGCAGGCCAGAGGCGGUACCAACCACCUUCCUGAACACGCAAGCGGGACCUCACAAAUGCGAGCGCAUUAACCCGAGCACUGGCAAGCCAUGCAACACGGUAUUCUCACGACCCUACGACCUGACGCGGCACGAGGACACUAUUCACAACGCACGGAAGCAAAAGGUCCGGUGCGAUGUGUGCACCGAGGAGAAGACUUUCAGCCGCGCCGACGCGCUUACCCGGCACUACCGCGUCUGCCACCCAGACCUGGAAUUCCCUGGCAAGCACCGCAAGAGGGGUGGGGCGACCAGCUGA